GCCUACACCUACCGGUAGUCGGCUCAUGGACAACGGAUCCGCCGCCACGCAGCUACCACCACCAGCCGCAGGAGCAGCAGCAGCACCACCGGGAGGAGGGGGAGGAGGAGGAGGAGGAGGAGGAGGAGCUGGCGAAGCAGGAGGAGAUCCAGGGCGAGGACAAGAUGAAUCUAAUCGAGCAGUAGAGACAGAGGGCGGGGGACAAGAAGCAGGAGCUGGAGUAGGAGCACAAGGAGCACAAGGAGGAGGAGGAGGAGGAGGAGGAGAAGGAGGAGGAGGAGUGGACGAAAGGUCACUGGUGCCUUAUUGCAGUGGAAGCCCGAUAGGAAGCAGUAGCACCCCAGCACAGUGCUUUUGCCGCCGUCACGGCAAAUCAAGCCAGCGGGCGAGAAGUGCGAAUGCGGAGGCAGAGCGGUUUACGAUGGGUGGGAUAGCGAUCGGGCAGUCGGGACACGUCGGCGAUGGCGGUCCUGGCCCGGGGGACAAAGUCUCGACCCCGCGUAGCCUUAGCCUGGGCGACAAAGUGGUGGUGGCAAUCAAAGGGACUAGGGAUGCGAGCGAGGAGGCUCUCAACUACGCUAUACAGAAUCUGGUCCGGCCGGGCGAGAGCAUCACUCUGGUGCACGUCAUCCCGCCCAUCAAUCGCGUGCCUUUGCCUGUGGGAUACAUCCCGGCGGAGUUUUGCAAAGCGGAGGUGCUGGAGGCGUACCGCAAAGUUCUGAACGAGCAGGCUUUCCUGAUGAUGAUGGCCAUGAAGAAGAGCUGCGACGAGAGGGGGGUGGCAGCUCACCUCCAGAUCGUGGAAGGCAAAGUGAAACCGACGCUAGUGGAGGUAGCGAGAGCGAUGAAGGCCACCAAGUUCGUGAUCGGGGCCCCCAUUCACCACGCGUUGGCGAGGCUGGUGCGAGGGGAGGGCACAUCAGCCUACUGCAAGAAGCACGCACCGUGCGACGUGCUAGUCGUACAAGCGCGAAACUUCAGUCAUCAGCAACAGCAUCAACAUCAGCAUCAGCAUCAGCAUCAGCAUCAGCAUCACCACCAGCACCACCACCGGCAGCAAACUCCGUGCGGCACGGCUUCUAGCGGCGAACUGUCCGCGGAUUCCACCUCCGCUUCAAGUGCGUCGGAGCCUCUGUCUCCUGCAUCUAGCACAGGAACCUGGUUCAAUACGGCAUUGCCUCCCUCUGCGCCCCCGCCUCCCCCCCCUCCCCCUCUCCCUCCUCCCCCUCCUUCUCCUGGUGGUAGUGGUGGUGGUGCCGCGCCGGUUCAGCCCCAACUUUAUCACCACCACCACCACCACCACCAUCAUUCGGCUGCUCCUCUGGGGCCUAUGCCGAAUGGGGCAACCACCCCUGCGCUCACAUUGCAGCGGCAGCAGCAGCAGCAGCAGCAGCAGCAGCAGCAGCAGCAGCAGCAGCAGCAGCAGCAGGUUAUCCAUCAUCAGCAUAAUCGGACGAUAAGCGCAAUAAGUGGUCUGGAGGCCUACGAGGAUGACGUGCUGUCGUCAUCCUCCGCUAGCCCUGGGAGGGCCUCCCUGCGAAGCUGCGAUGGCGCGACGUCAUCGGGCUUUGAGAUGGCGAGCUGCAAGCUUAGCAACGGCAACGGCAGCGGCGGGGCAGGAGGAGCCGGGGGAGGAGGGUGUCGGGACGCGGGUGGGGGUGGAGCGUGUUUUACAAUGAUCUCCGGUCCCGAUCUCCUCGGUCGGGGGCAGAAGUUGGCAUCGGACGACCUCUCUCCUCGGCCAGGUAUGGCUUCUUCCUUCUUCCAUCGCUUUCCGAAGAGGGAGAGCGAGGAGGAUUUCGUCACAGCCGCAGCAGCAGGAGGUGGAGGAGGAGGAGGAGGAGGAGGAGGAGGAUACGCGGCGGAUGACAGCCAAUGCUCCGAUCGCGGCGGGACCGCCAUCGUGGGCAGCAGGCGCGCCGGCACCAGCCUGCGGUCCCGCUUCCAUCUGCCUGGUAUACGAGGGUUGGGAUCGCGACAGCAACGUAACGACCAGCAGCAGAAGAAGCAGGAGCAGCUGCAGCAGAUGGGUGAGCUUGAUCGACGGCUGUCGUCAAUGGUUUGGGGUGGGGGGGCAUCGCUAGCAAGAGCUUCAGGGAGCAGUACCGGCAGCAGCAGCAGCAGCAGCAGCAACGGCAGUAGUGGGAGGAGUAUCACGGCUGGCGGUAGCGGCGGCCACGAGGCGGUAUGGUCGAUAUCGGCGUCGCAGCUCGCGUUCCCACCUAGUAUUCGGAUACGAGAAGAGAAUGGAGACGUGGGGUUGAUGAAUGGGAGAGGCGGGAAGCUGAUGAGCUUGUACUCUUCCUCUCAUCGGAGGAACAGGGAUGGGGAGGAGAAACAGACAUCGGGGGUGUUCUACAACUUCUUUCAGAAGCUCAGCGAGAUGACGCAAGGUCACGGCUAUGGCUACCGAGCAGGCAAGACCAGAGAGGUGGUUGAUGCGGAGACGAUGGUCGGUAGUACCACUGCCGCCUCCUCGCGCUAUCGUGCAGACGCGUGGAUGGGUGCAGGAGCAGGAGGAGGAGGAGGAGGAGGUGGAGCAGGAGCAGGAGGAGGCGGAGGUCAUCGAGGGGUAGUAAAGCUCGCUCUAGAGCACCAGCGUAAAGAAGAUCUCAGCCCUCUCACCAUUCCGUGGGAGGACAUGUUCAACAAGUAUGCAGCUACGAAGCUUGGCGUCGGGAUCGGCAACGGAGGCGCCGGGGCGGGGCCCGUGACGUCGGCGGCUGCAUCUGUUGCUGCUGCUUCUUCUCUUCUGUCUGGACCCCUCUCGGGGAUGACGGCGAGCCCUCUCUCUGCGUCUUCCUCCUCCUCUUCCUACUCCUCCUCCCCCUCCUUCGUCACGACUGUGGGAUGUAAUCCUUCUCCGGGAAACGGUGUGUACCUCACCAAGAACGGCAGCCCAGCACCUUCUGCCGCCCCGCGAUCGAGGAUCUGUAACGCUGCUGGGGUCUCCGUCUACCAGGAAACGACGACCUUGGCCCAGCACAACACCUCGUCCGUCGCCGAGGGAGUGACUGUGGUGUUGCAGGGGGGUGACCACCAUAGGUUGUCGUCCAUACAAGAGGAACUGUUGGAACACUACGGGACCGCGGGAAGAGGGGCGAGUUGUGGGCCAGUGGGACCGACGGAUAUGGAUAUGGAAAGGUCGGCGGCCGCCCUCUUUGCGAACGAGGGGGAGGAGGGUGAUGUGGCGGUUGGCCCGCCGACAGCUGGCGGCGCCGGGGGCGGUACACGUGUCCAGUCCUCGCGCGGCGGCUUGAUGGGAUCGUCCCCCUCCUCCAAGCCCUGGAGAAGGAGAGGCAGCAGUGAGAGCAAGAAGUCGCCGUCGGACACUCGCGGGGACGUCAACAAGACUUGGACUCGUCGGGGAUCCCGUUACUCGUUCGGGCUGCCGUCCUAUCGCAGGCAGAAGAGCCGCGGGAGCGACGGCAUAUCUUUCUCCUUGGCUGUGAGGCCGGGCACGCCCGAGGAACCGGCGGGCGCAGCAGCAGCAGCUGCUGCGAAAACUCUUCCUCCCUUAUCAGCGGCAGCAGCGCAAGCGAGAGCCCAUCUCGAUCGACUGACUCCCAGUGGCAGGGCGUCCGUCGCCAAUCGGUCAUCCGACCAGAUAGCCAGCAGAGCAGAAGGGCGCAGUGCCCUCGGCAGCAGCGGGGAGUGCAACGAUGAGGCGUCGUGCAACGAAGAGGAACGAAGGAAGAGGAUGGUGAUCGAUAGCCAUGAGGAUCUAACGGCGGGAGCGUCGUCGGGCAUGCUAUUGACAAAGCAGAAGCUUGAUGACCAUCCAGCAGCAGCAGCAGCAGCAGCAGCAGGAGGAGGAGGAGGAGGAGGAGGCACAGGAGGCGCAGGAGGAGGAGGAGCAGAGGGGGGAGGAGGCGAAGGACGAGAAGGAGAAGAAGUUAGAGAGGAAGCAGUACUAGGAGGAGGAAGAGGGAGAGAAGGGGAAGGAAAGGAACGUAACCGUCUCCACAGCGAUGGCCAUGACACCGCAGCUCCCGAGCCGGUCCCCAAGCCCGCGGAGGAGGACGACGACGGCGCCAGCUGGCGGCAAAAAUGGCCGCAAGAAUCCGGGGCUGUGGUGGUGAUCGGUCCGCAAACGCCUGGGAGGACCGAGGAUCACGGCAUUGUGCACGUUGGCAGCGCAAAAGGCGGUGUAGGCUUUAUGACCUCCGACGAUCUGAGCGGGGUGGGAAACGAUGGACGUGGACAUGCGGCGGGAGCAGGCCAGGACAAGCACGACGGCCAGCAGACUGGAAAGAAGGAUGACGGCGAUGGUGUCCGGCCCGAUGUCGCAGGGGAGACGACGAAGGACAAGUGCUUGGACGGCAGUACGGCCGACGAAUAUGACCGCCACGUGUCGCCCUCUCAGCAAGCGGCUAAGGAAGUGCGCGAACUGAUUCGCAUCCUUUUGAAUCACGAAGAGGUGCACAGGCGCGUGGAAGCAGUAAUGGAAGGCAGGACGUGCCAGCUGCGGCAGGAAGUCGACAGCCUCAAGUCCGACCUGUUCAAGGUUAGAGGCCUGUUGGACCAGGCGGAGAGAAAGGCACGACAAGAGAGAGAGAGAGCUGAUCGAGCGGAAGAGACAAUCAAGCGUCUCCACGGCCAGAUGGAAAGAGUGGCAGCGGCCAGAGAGAGAGUGGCGAGGGAGAAGGAGCAGCAGCAGCAGGAGGAGGAGGAGGAGGAGAAGGAGGAGGAGGAGGAGGAGGAGGAAAGGAAGACGCACAAGGUUCAGUCAGCUGCAGCUGGAGUGACGCCGGGAGUCAGUCCCAGUCCCAGUCCCAGGCCCAGGCCCAGGCCCAGGCCCCGCUUGGGGCCCAAACCGGACGAUGGAACUCCUCUAGGCCGCGAUUCUGCAGCCGCAGCCGCAGCGAUGGAGAAGACGAAGGCGCAGGAGAAGAGAAAGAGACAUAACGACGAAAACAGCGAACAAGAUGACGACUUGCAGGGCAUGCAGAUGCUGGCCCAGGUUCUCUCCCGAGAAGUAGAAGAGCGCUUCGGCCGUCUGAUCCUCGCGACCGCGGAGAAUCACCACCAUUGAUCAUUGAACGGGACUCUUAAGAACUCUGCUCCGCUCUCUCUUGUGUCAUACAUAUAGCCAGCCCUCAACUUGGUUGGUUUUCUGAUGUUCAUUCAUCAUCACAGGUACUAUACACCCACCCGUCUUUCUUUCUAAUCUCGACUCUAGAUUGCGAUGGCUGUAGAUUGCCACUGCGAUUUUGCUAUUGCGAAUCCGAAUCCGAAUGCGACUGAGAUUGCGAUUUUGCGAUUGCAAAUGCGAUUGCGAUUGCUACUGCUAUUGCAAAUGCUGUUGCGUUUCUUAUUACUUGCGGGAGAGAUUAACACGAGGUGUCGCGCAGACUCUCGGCUGCAGCGAGAGGUGUGACAUCAAGAGAUGAGACGUGUCGCGCAAUGUCAGCUGUGGACAACUCUGGACACAAUUCCGACGGGAAGUGUCGGACAUUGACGCACAAGCUGUGUGCUGUUGCUGUAGGUGUGACUGACAUCUACCUGCUAACCUGUGCAUCACCAUCUCGGCUGGGAAGUCUCCCACCUCUACUUCCUCGUUGGUUUAUUAUCCUAUAGGCAAGUGUGACCACGAACCGUCACACCUCUCACCAUCAAGACCGUUCGAGAAGAACUCUCUUUCCCUCUCUCUCUCUCUCUCUCUCUCUCUCUGUCUCACACACACACACACACACACACACACACACACACGCUCUCACGUUUUUACGCGCGCGCGCGCGAUGGUCAGGGGAGAGUUCCAACCCCCCCCUGGAACAAAAUGGGUUUGGCGAAAAUGAGUGCUUUAGGGAACACAAACUUCCCACCCUCCCGCCGCCUUCAGCACAACCGUCCUCCCUCAGGUGAGAGAGAGAGAGAGAGAGAGAGAGAGAGAGAGAGAGAGAGAGAGAGAGAGAGAGAGAGAGAGAGAGAGAGAGAGAGAGAGAGAGAGAGAGGGUUCGAAGAACCCGUCUCUCCUGGAUGAGGGCUUUGCAUAAGGAUACUCUAACCUCCGCUGCGCGGAAUUUUGCCUUCGGGAUUUUUAUUUGUAAAGUACACAGACGUUGCCUGACUGGCAUCGCCACGUCAGCCUGGACAUAGAUAGAGACAAGCUCGUGUAUCAUCAUCCUCGUUCACAUCAACUUGCAGACCACACCCUUCCCUUCCCUUCUCUCUCUCUCUCUCUCUCUCUCUCUCUCUCUCUCUCUCUCUCUCUCUCUCUCUCUCUCUCUCUGAUUUGACGUUCUAGUUUUCGUCUAGAUAUCACAACCUCCUUUCUGCAUUUUUCUGCUCUUUUUUCUUUUUUUUUCCCCGUUUUGAACCUUUCCGUUUUCUCCGGGUUAAUUUUCUGGCGUUGUAUCUCUAGCAGUCCUACGUCUCCUUCGAUCCCCGAAUCUGUGACCCAGACCAUUCUUUAUCUAUCGACUUGGCGUAGCGUAAGGAUUGGGUUUUGGUUACCUGUAUUGAUCUGGAAAUCCACUGCAGUUUUGGAGGCUUAGCAUAGCACGGAUGGCUCACAAAAUUUAAUUCUUUUAUUCCUUAAUUCAUUUUAUCACUGACUGAUUUUUCUUGGUGGAGUCGUUCUCUUCCCCCGCGUCUCAAGGGGCCAGCUCCCCCCUUCCACCUGGGUUCCUUAGUUUUUUUUUUGCGAUCGUCCACGGUCCCAAUAAUUGCGGAACCCGGGUGAACAGGAGGUGGCUCGCGCAUCUUCCAUCGAUGGCAUCUUGCGCCGGCCGGCCAGGAGAGAGAGAGAGAGAGAGAGAGAGAGAGAGAGAGAGAGAGAGAGAGAGAGAGAGAGAGAGAGAGAGAGAGAGAGAGAGCUUACUCCUCCACUCUACCACCUACCUUCUCUUCUUUUCAUUCUCUUUUUUUUCACGCUGCCACGCUACCAUUCACCUUUCCGAUCCCCACCGCGAAAUCACCCGUCAGAAAGAUAAAUGCGUCCAGGCAGA
Molecule: messenger RNA, 6950 nt
Organism: Chara braunii
Lineage: Eukaryota; Viridiplantae; Streptophyta; Charophyceae; Charales; Characeae
Source: the annotation of a GenBank genome assembly